Molecule: messenger RNA, 1704 nt
Organism: Clonostachys rhizophaga
Lineage: Eukaryota; Fungi; Ascomycota; Sordariomycetes; Hypocreales; Bionectriaceae
Source: the annotation of a GenBank genome assembly
AUGCAGUCAAAAGGUCAGGCAGAUGAUACUUCAGGUUCGAUUAAUAACGAAGGUUCUACCACCCCAGAACAACAGGCCUUUGAGAAUGAAACGGCCUGGACCCGGAACGGUGUUACUUUUGCAUCAUUCGGCAAACGGCACUAUGGUCGCGGCAUCGUUGAGCUGGACCGAAAGCUGAAAUCUCGUCACCUGACGAUGAUUGCUAUUGGCGGGUCUAUUGGCAGUGGUUUUUUUGUUGGAUCGGGUUCUGCACUCAGCAACGGGGGUCCUGGUUCUCUUACGAUUGGCUAUCUCAUCCUUGGUGUGAUGGUUUUUAAUAUCGUCUAUGCUCUCGGAGAGUUGGCAGUUAUGUUCCCUCUUUCAGGUGGAUUUUAUACAUAUGCCAGCCGCUUCAUUAACCCUUCGUUCGGCUUUGCAGCAGCUUGGGUCUAUGUUCUCUCAUGGGCCAUCGCACUACCGCUCGAGCUAACCGUAUGCGCAAUUACAAUUGGAUACUGGGACAGCGAAAUAUCCCCAGGAGUUUGGAUUGCUGUUAUCCUUGCUGCUAUUACGAUUCUCAACAUCUUCGGUGCACUGGGCUAUGCGGAGGAAGAAUUCUGGGCUGCCUGCUUUAAACUAGGCUCGACGCUUGUGUUUCUGAUCAUCGCGCUUGUACUUGUCUGUGGUGGCGGGCCUUCUGAAGGCCGCUAUCACGACUACUGGGGUGCUCGUCUUUGGUAUGAGCCUGGAGCCUUCAAGAACGGUUUCAAAGGCUUCUGCUCGGUCUUCGUCACAGCGGCCUUUACAUUUGCUGGAACCGAGCUCGUUGGCCUUGCGGCUGCAGAAUCGCGUAACCCCACCACCGCCGUUCCAAGCGCGGUGAAGCAGAUUUUCUGGCGUAUCUUGAUUUUUUAUGUCCUCGGUCUUUUCUUCGUCGGGUUGCUAAUCGAUUGCAAUGACCCGUCUUUAUUAUCAUCUAGUUCCUAUGCUGAUUCCAAAUCGUCUCCUUUUGUUCUGGUUGGCAAAUACGCGGGCCUGCACGGCCUAGACGAUUUUAUGAACACCGUAAUCCUUUCUUCGGUGCUUUCCAUUGGUAUCGCAUCAGUAUACGGCGGCUCACGUACCAUGACGGCAAUCUGCCAGCAGGGAUAUGGUCCCAUAAUCUUCACGUAUAUUGACCGCGCAGGGCGGCCACUCCCGUCAGUGGGUGCUAUCAUCGCUUGCGGCUUGCUCGCUUUCGUUAAUCUGAGUGCUCAGGGCCAAGUGGUCUUCAAUUGGUUUCUUUCUAUUGUUGGGUUAGCGGUGCUGUUUACAUGGGGAGCCAUCUGCCUCGCCCAUAUCCGUUUCCGAGCGGCUUGGAAACUCCAGGGUCACACCCUCGACGAGAUUCCAUUCAAAUCGCCUGCAGGUAUAUAUGGCUCUUGGUUUUCUCUGAUCGCCAUAAUCAUAAUAUUCAUCGCCCAGUUUUAUAUCGCCAUCACAGCGCCACCUGGGGAGAGUGGAUUGGGUACCGUGGAAGACUUUUUCAUGUCAUAUCUUGGUUUCCCUGUUAUUCUCGUAUUCUGGGCAAUUGGGUAUAUAUGGAAGCGAGAGGGCUGGCGUUCUUUGGAUGAGAUUGAUGUUGAUACUGGGCGACGUGAGUAUGAUUGGGAAGCUAUCCAUGCCGAUCGAGCCAGGAUUGCUCAGCUCCCAAUGUGGAAGCGUAUGUGGUAUAUUCUGUUUUAG